AUUUGAUCAAACUCCAUGGUGUUCGUUCUUCUUUCUAUAUCAUUAUUGCUUAAUUUGACUUGAAUGACGAAAAAACCGAACGUCAGCGAGUUCAUGCCUAUUUGCUGUGAGGUGAAUUCUAGGGGACAGCUGCAAUACAUUGUGUUUGGGUUCCUGCUUUUAUGAUGGAUACAAUGAAUGGUUGACCGCUGUCAGUUUAACACUGUUAUUCGUGAUUACGAAACACUGUUAAUUGUGAAUACGAAUAUGGCCAAUGAAUGCUCCUUUAUAUAAUCCUCAAUGCUGCGAAUUGUGGACUAUUUCUACUUUGCUGAGUAUUCUAAUUUAUCUGAAGAUCGUUGAUCUGUUAGUUUUUGCUAAGUCACUAUGUGAUAUACUACCGCAUUUCUGCUCAUCUGAUGCUUACGGCUGCUUGAAGCACUCCAAAAGAUGUAAGUUUUUUCUGACUAAGAUUUGAUUGAAACUACCCAGUGUUUUCUAAGACCG
This is a messenger RNA of Cylicocyclus nassatus, 486 nucleotides long. NCBI's taxonomy places the organism in Eukaryota, Metazoa, Nematoda, Chromadorea, Rhabditida, Strongylidae. The record is from the annotation of a GenBank genome assembly.